Molecule: messenger RNA, 1928 nt
Organism: Blepharisma stoltei
Lineage: Eukaryota; Ciliophora; Heterotrichea; Heterotrichida; Blepharismidae
Source: the annotation of a GenBank genome assembly
AUGAGUAGAUCAAAUCAGAUUGAGCUGAUGGGCAAGAGCAUUAUUUUGCAAGAUUCGCUGUCACUUCAUGAAUUUAGUCUACUCAGCCAACUUAGGAAAACACCAACUGUCAAAACUCUUCUAAUUCGUAAAAAUGACACUCGAGAACUCCUUAUAAUGAGAAUGAUUAAGAAACGAUCAAAAAUUUCUGUGCCUCUAUUAACUUUUUUUAUUUUUUUAAAAAAUGUUUAAAAUAUAUAUUUAUAGCUAAAAAUAUUUUAAAAAUUUAUUUUUGAAUGGAGUAAGAAUCCAACAAGAAAUUCAGCAUCCUUUUAUCUGUCCUGUAAAAUACACCUUUGAAAACUCAAAGAGAAAGUAUUAUGUAUUUGAUUGCUUUCAAACAUGUGGCGAAUUGAUAAACUGGUCUAAUAAUAGGCUUUUUGAUGAAGAAACAGUAAAGUUUUAUUCUGCGUGCAUUUUAUUAGCAGUUUUACAUUAUCAUCAAAAUAGCAUUGCUUAUCUCAAGUAAAAAUUAUUUAGUCUAAAUCUUGAAAAUGUAUUGGUUGAUUCCCAAGGGUAUGCAAAAUUAAUAAGCCGUGAAGCUUGUGGAGAAAUUGACAAUGGAGAAAUUUCUGAGUUUUUAGCACCUGAAGUGAUAUUUAAAGAAAAAUUUGGAUUUUCCGCUGACGUGUGAUCACUGGGAGCUUUUAUAUAUAAAAUGCUAGUUGGGUCACGAAUUUAUUCUAAAAAUCAAUUAUUAGAAAAAGUAGAUCUAGAGCAAUUAAAAUUCCCAUCAAAUAUUUCAUAUGAUUAGAGUAAAAUUAUAGUGGAUUUUCAGGGAUUAUUUCAGCUCUUGCCAUCCCAUGGAUAGAUUAGUGCUCGCACUAAGCGCUAACCUCACACUUGCCCUUUUUUCUCCUCACGUAGCCAAAAAAUGGCGACGUAGGAGGUCUUUCGGGGAGAUUGCCCUACCCUUCUUAUGGAUCCCAACAAACGAAAAAACUCCCUCAGCUUUCAACAGACCCAGAGCAUAGGUAGACCGCUUUGCCUUAUCAAUGCCCUCUGAGCUGUCUUAUAGGAUCGGUAAUUCUCAAUGGAGUGCUGAAGGACAUUGAACAGUAGGAGCUAAUACAAGCUAGGAAAAAAGUCGAAGGUCAAGCCCUGGACCCAAAAUCCCACCCCAAGAACUAUCACCUUUGGGCUUUUCUUCUCUAGAUCCAGAUCAACUGACGAAUCACCAGAGGCACAUCUAAUCACGCCAUUUAAUAAUUCUUUAUUUCAUAUGAAGCUAAAAAUUUAGUAGAAGCAUUACUUAUUAAAAAUCCAAGCCAAAGAUUAAGCGAACAAGAAAUUAAAAAUCAUCCAUGGUUUGCGAAUAUUGAUUGGGAAAUAUUUAUAAAAUAAAAUGGUUUCUGCUGAAACGAUAAUACUAUUCUGUAAAUUUCCUUUACCUUACCUACUUUUAUUAAUAUAGGGCUAGGUUUUUAUGCAUUGAUUUCUGCAAAAGUGAAGGACCAUUCUACUCUCGCAUUCUUUUUAUGAUGUGUUUUAUCUCUUUCCACUGAUGAUAUAGAAGGCAUGACGAUGAAGCCGGGCAGGUACUUGAGGAAAGCCGAAUAGAGCAAGUCAACACGCCAAUCUGCUAGUAUUUUCGUAUUUCUGAAUUUCCGAAUGGCUUUAUGAAUUAGGAGGAGCCAGUCGUACUAUAGUGCCCGAUAUACAUACUAAAGUAGCAAUAAGACUUAAAAAACAUCCCAGUGGCAUUCUGUAUCUAGAGGUUAAGUUAAAUCAAGCAAUAUGAUGAUUGGGAAAGAUUAGAGUCUAAAGAAAUAGAGUCCCCAACGUUGAUAAGGGGAGAAAUCUCACAGAGAAUUCCGCUGGAAUCUAAUUAUCAGACACAAUCAGCAAGAAUAUUUCAAGCCCAAGAUCCGAUUAUAAAUACAAUUUAA